GGUACUCGUGCGUUCGAACUCACUACCUCAACUUUGGUGAGUUGCUCUUCGCAGACGAGGAGGGUAAGGACGUGAAGUUCCAGACGAAGGAUGGUACAGCCAUGGCCCAUUCCGCGGUUUUACGAGCUGUAUCGAAGCCUUUUCGGCAGAUGCUCACCGGAGAGAUGUCCGAAGGUCGCACCAAGAUGGUAGAGCUGACAGAUGUGACACAGGCAGACCUGCUGUUUUUCUUGCGCUUGCUCUACACUGGUCAGGUCGAUGAAGCUGACUGGGAUGGCCUCAGUGGAACACCAAACUUCCAUGUCAUGGCUCCAAACGAUGCAGAGCCUGCAAGUGCAUCCUUGCUUGAUGGGAUAUACUUGGCUGCGGGAACCUUCAGAGGAGCGCCAAAGUUUCUGAACAGCAACCAGGUGCUUCUGUACCGUGGCAGUGAUGACGACCAAGACGGUCCAUGCUGGAAACUCUCCUGGAAAGAGGAUGGUGAUGAUGAUGAGGACAGCGAUGAGGCCAAUGAGCGGCUCUUGCUGGAACAGCUUUGGUCACAGGAAGAUGUGACGGAGGAUGUCCCGGACCACAAAAUCGGGUGGGACUUUAGCCAGAAGGGUGGGACGGCCUCUGCUCCACCUACUGGCUAUUGGACAUCUGAGAAAGGCGUAGGGAUUUGGGGAAGUCCUGGAAAGAAUCCGGUGGUUGUGUGGAAGCUGGACAACCCUCCACUAGCGCUGCUUCUUUCUGCCCUUCGCAUUGCGAAAAAGUACAUUGUGGAGUACAUGGUGCGAUGGCUGAUGGAGGCCACCACUGAGAGGCUAAAUGCUCAGACCUUUGAGCAGAUUCUGGCGACGGCCAUUAUGCUUGAUAUCUCACCUUUGCGAAUGCGUUGCUUGAGAUUUGCAGAGUCGUGCAGUGCAAUCCGGUCGAGGUAUGAAGACGGUACCUUCACAGAGCCGUUGGUGUCCUUGGAGCUUCAGGCCAUUUGGCCACAUCGUGAGACGAAACGGCGGCGGGUGUUCUGAACGUGAAUUUGGCCGACUCACACGCCGACUUUUCAA
Messenger RNA from Durusdinium trenchii, 1049 nucleotides. The record is from the annotation of a GenBank genome assembly. Lineage: Eukaryota; Dinophyceae; Suessiales; Symbiodiniaceae.